AUGUUAACCGACUGUGGAUGCUACUAUGUGCCAAGCAAAGGCCUUAAUAGUGGCUACGCCCAGUAUCUUCCCCAGGUCUCGCUCAAAGCCCAUGCCACUAUCGUUUCCUCCGCGGCUAGCACGACCUUGACCCAAACCUUCGUUAACCCAUCGAUGAGCAUUCUGAAAGAGGUUUCUUACACUUUCCCUCUUUACGAUGGCGCCAGUGUUGUCGGGUUUGAAUGCAAGGUCGGAGAUCGCCUAUUGCACAGCAAGGUUAAGACCACCGAACAAGCGGACAAGGACUACAAGGAUGCCAUCGCCAAGAAGCAGACUGCUGCUAUCAUGGACCAUACCUCUCAAAACGACGUCUUCGUCAUACGUCUUGGCAAUGUUCCUGCUCAAGAGAAGGUGACAGUUGACAUCACCUUCGUUGGAGAGUUGAAGCAAGACACUCAGACAGACGGUAUCCGCUAUACACUUCCGACUGUUAUUGCUCCUCAUUACCGAAAUCAAAUGCAAUGGAGCCUGACUGACAUGUCCCCACUUGGUCAGCCUGCAGUCCUCCAAGGGAUGUCCCUCACAGUUGAUGUUCAAAUGGAGCAAGGCCUGAUUCUUCGAGAGUUGCAAUCUCCGAGCCACCAGAUAAAAGUCUCGCUGGGGCGCACUUCCUGCACAAAGUCUUCUAGCCUCGAGCCAUCUAGCUUCCAGCCAUCCUGCGCCUCCGCAACUUUGAGCUCCCGGAGUACCACCAAAGAGGUGUUGCUACAGCACGAUUUUGUCCUCCUCAUAAAUGCGGAUGGACUUGAUACGCCCCGUGCCUUGGUUGAGACCCAUCCUACCCUUGCAAACCAGCGAGCUCUGAUGGCCACUCUUGUACCCAAGUUCGCCCUCCCCCCAGCUACCCCUGAGGUGGUUUUCAUUAUCGAUAGGAGCGGCAGCAUGUGUGACAAGAUCUCAACCGUGCAAUCUGCACUCAAAGUGUUUUUGAAAUCUUUGCCUGUGGGAGCCUGCUUCAACAUUUGCUCAUUUGGAAACAGCUUCUCAUUUAUGUGGCCAAAAAGCAAGGUUUAUGAUGCUUCUAGCUUGAAGCAGGCCCUACUCUUUGUUGGCUCUAUUAACGCCGAUAUGGGUGGCACAGAGAUGGAACAAGCAGUCAUUGCCACCGUGGGAAACCGACUGGAAGGCAAAAGCCUAGAGGUUUUGAUUCUCACGGAUGGUGAAAUCUAUAACCAGGGCUCUCUGUUUGACUUUGUUCGCGAUGCGGCUGCCAAAAACACUACCCGAUUCUUUUCUCUCGGUGUCGGCGAUGCGGCAUCCCACUCCCUGAUUGAAGGUAUUGCCAGAGCGGGGAAAGGAAUUUGUCAAUCGGUUAUGGAGUAUGAGGAGCUCGAUCGCAAAGUAGUGCGGAUGCUCAAGGCUGCUCUCACUCCUCAUAUCUACGACUACAAACUCGAGGUUGAGUAUGACGAUGAUUCCAAAGAAGAACAUGAGUUUGAUAUCGUGAGCGAUGUCGAAACGGAGGGAGAGGAUUCUGCCACAGAAGUCAACGACGACAACAUUUCUGUUGGGCUCAACCAGGCACCUCACAGGAACCGAUCUCAUUCUGGCCUUCCAACUCUCACUCCACCACAAGCAAUUCAAGCUCCAUACAAGAUUCCUACUCUUUACCCAUUCGUGAGGACUACUGUGUAUCUUUUGAUGGACUCCGACAAGGCCGAGCAUAAUCCCAAAAGCUUGAAAUUCAGCGCAACCUCUAAAAAAGGUCCUUUGCAAUUAAAGAUUCCCAUUCAGAGCAUUGGAACAGGUGAGAUCAUUCACCAGCUAGCCUGUCGCAAGGCACUUAUCGAGCUCGAAGAGGAGCACGGUUGGCUCUCUGAUGCCAAGGAUGAGAGUGGGAACUCUUUCCAGCAAUUCCACCUGGACACAAAGCAGCGAAUUGCAGAACGUGAAUGUCAGCGUCUUGGAAUCAAGUUCCAAGUCACCGGAAGACAUUGCUCCUUCGUGGCUUUGGAGGACGAUCUUGAAAAGCUUGACAAGUCAGAUCACCUAGAUAACUCGAGCACUCCAGACACCUCAAGCAAUCCAAACAGCCCACGCAGAGCAUCGGCUAGGAGAAAGAUCACAUCUGUUCGGUCCAAGGAGCAUGCUGUCCAUAACCUUACGUCAAGCUUUCGAAGGCCUAUCUAUGGUGAAGCGAGGUUUAUGGACACUAGCCCGCGGGCGGGAACUGCACAGCCCUAUCAGCCGCCAUUUGGGCAGAAGUCGCACCAACUAUUGGCCCGAGCAGGGCCAGUUUAUCGAGGUGGCCCAGCUGUUCGGCAGGCGUACGUUGGAAACUUUAGUGAGACGCUGGCGCAACCCUUUGGCCAAGCAAGGAGUGGAGGAGUAUCAGAGAGAGGAUUUGGAGAAUCACGGAGUGGCCGACGAGGUGGGAGAGGAGGCGGUCUCUUUGGAGCCUCCCAAGCAAACUCUCCUUCCACCCAGAGUCGCUUUGGAGGGAGUUCGGAUUAUGCGCCAUCUGCCCCAGGAGGGAGGAUUGGAAUGUAUUCUCUUACUUCUGGUCCAGCUAGCUCUGCAGCCGGCAAUAUGGGGGCCUUUGGUCAGUCUAUGCCAUCUGCUGGUCGCCCAAUGGACAAAUUUUAUGAGCUUAUUGGGCUGCAAACCUUUGAAGGCAGCUGGAUGUGGUCGAACAAACUGUUCAAUCUUCUCGGUCUGCGCGAGCAGGAGAUCACCACGAGCAUUAUCAGAAUGUAUGAUCAGCACUGGGACACGGAUGCUGCCAAGUUUCCAAAUGUCGAGGAAAAGGCUGUGAUUGCAACUCUACUGGCUAUCGGAUAUCUGGAGAAUAAACAUGCUGAUUUACGAAGAGUAUGGGAGCUUUUACACGCCAAGGCUGAUGCGUGGGUUACGCAGAAGCUGCAACAUAUGGGGGACCCAUCUCUCGGGGAGAUGCGCUUCGAAAUACGUUCUCUGGCUUGA
Molecule: messenger RNA, 2961 nt
Organism: Penicillium arizonense
Lineage: Eukaryota; Fungi; Ascomycota; Eurotiomycetes; Eurotiales; Aspergillaceae
Exons: 2
Coding region: 1-2961 (986 amino acids)
Source: RefSeq, a predicted model, not a curated record